Messenger RNA from Caenorhabditis elegans, 1034 nucleotides. RefSeq names its product Serpentine Receptor, class U (gene sru-23). The record is from RefSeq and is marked reviewed. NCBI's taxonomy places the organism in Eukaryota, Metazoa, Nematoda, Chromadorea, Rhabditida, Rhabditidae. The transcript has 5 exons. The coding region runs from base 6 to 977 and encodes 323 amino acids.
GAGAAAUGUCUAACUAUUCCAUACCUAGCGGUUUUCAUGGAGUCCCUAAAUUUAUCGACUACCAAUUCUCAUUCUUCACAGUCCCCGUUUUACUGGCAUUCGUCCCAAUUUUGUAUAUUCCUGCCACUGUGGUUGUUGUUUUUCACAUCCUUUCAAAAUUUCUGACCGAAUAUUAUGAAAGAAACGUGAAUGUUCAGCUGUUUGGAGUAAUCACGUUAUCUCAUUUUAUGUCGCUCUUAUUCUUCAUCGCUGACUUCUUCUACAUUCGACUCCCUGUAACUGGUAUAUUCACUAGUUGGUGUGCCAGUGUUGAGCCAAAUGGUUAUUUGAUAAUAUUCCUUAUUAUCACAUUUUACUUGAACUACGUUACAAUGCUUUUUCCAUGUUUGGUGGCUCUGCUCAGACUAAAUUUGAUCAUUUUUCCUUCGGAUUUUCAGAAGAUAAACAUAAAAAUUCUCCGCUGGUUGCCAUUAAUUUUCCUAUAUCCGAUUCUCUUCACAGUUAUAAUGUUCCCGGGUGAUGGAUACUGUAGUCAUAUUGCAUAUCCUAUUUUUGGGUCAAUUUUGUUAAGAGCCACAGGUACAAUAUUCGGGUGGACAAAUAAUUUUCUAGUGAUGUUCAACACAUUCUUCUGGUUUUCCAUCUGUUUUGGCUUCAAUUCAGUAUUGAUAGUGAAACUCAUCAAAUUCAAGCUCUCAGUGCCUCCUUCAAUGAGAUCUCAAGCUUCACAUAGAGCUGAAAUUUCAUUAACACUGACAACUGCUUCGAUGUCUUUGUCUUAUCUCACUAACGGAUUGAUCACUGUUGUUGGUCGAAUAUUUUACGACCUAACCCUUUUCUUGAUCGUGCUUCGUCCAUUCAUGAAUGACGUGGACACUUGUGUGGUUCCAUGGGUUUUCUACUUAACUCAUCCGAUUUUCCAGAAGAAAUCUGUAAAUCGAGUGAUGGCGUCGGCUGUGGAAAGAAUGGGUUCUUGAAUUGUUCUCCUUUUUUGCAAUUUUUUUAGUAUUUCUAAUAAACAUUUUAAGACGUGA